GUCAGAUCAACCAUUGGCUUGCCCUCUGUCAUAGUCAGCUGAAAGUGACUUCUCAAGUUUCUUCAGGAUGCCCGCAGCACUUGUGGAGAAUAGCCAGGUUAUCUGUGAAGUCUGGGCCAGCAAUCUAGAAGAAGAGAUGAGGAAGAUUCGAGAAAUUGUGCUCAGUUACAGUUAUAUUGCCAUGGACACAGAAUUUCCAGGUGUUGUGGUGCGACCAAUUGGUGAAUUUCGUAGUUCCAUAGAUUACCAGUAUCAGCUUUUGCGGUGCAAUGUUGACCUUUUAAAAAUUAUCCAGCUGGGCCUUACAUUCACGAAUGAGAAGGGAGAAUACCCUUCUGGAAUCAACACUUGGCAGUUCAACUUCAAAUUCAAUCUUACAGAGGACAUGUACUCUCAGGAUUCCAUAGAUCUCCUUGCAAACUCAGGACUACAGUUUCAGAAGCACGAAGAGGAAGGGAUUGACACACUGCACUUUGCGGAGCUGCUUAUGACAUCAGGGGUGGUUCUCUGUGACAAUGUCAAAUGGCUUUCAUUUCACAGUGGCUAUGACUUUGGCUACAUGGUAAAGUUACUUACUGACUCUCGUUUGCCAGAAGAGGAACAUGAAUUCUUUCAUAUUCUGAACCUUUUCUUCCCAUCCAUUUAUGAUGUGAAAUACCUGAUGAAGAGUUGCAAAAAUCUUAAGGGAGGUCUUCAGGAAGUUGCUGAUCAGUUAGAUUUGCAGAGAAUUGGAAGGCAGCAUCAGGCAGGCUCAGACUCACUGCUGACAGGAAUGGCAUUCUUCAGGAUGAAAGAGUUGUUUUUUGAGGACAGUAUUGAUGAUGCCAAGUAUUGUGGGCGGCUCUAUGGCCUGGGCACGGGAGUGGCCCAGAAGCAGAAUGAGGAUGUGGACUCUGCCCAGGAGAAGAUGAGCAUCCUGGCGAUCAUCAACAACAUGCAGCAGUGAUGGUGGCGAGGCUCUGCGGAGCGGGCCGGCCCCAGAAUGGUGCUCACUGUGCUGACUGUAUACUUACCUUCCUCCCCAAGAGAAACCGCUACUUUUGAGCAAGCUGUACUUACCAUCUCCACUGCGCAGAAGGACUUCUGUUUUACUAAAGACAAAGAAGUCUUUUAGAUCCAGAAGAGGGCAGUUUUCUCUGAAUUUGUAAACAAGUCUUAUGUAUUCCUCAUCCCUAGGCCUCUUUUCCAGUUGCCUCCUGCCACCAGCAUCCAUGGCUCAUUUGACACCUUUUUAAAUACCCAGGACGAGUGAGAAACAAACUAGUAAAAUGUAUAUAACUCUUA
Molecule: messenger RNA, 1284 nt
Organism: Myotis brandtii (Brandt's bat)
Lineage: Eukaryota; Metazoa; Chordata; Mammalia; Chiroptera; Vespertilionidae
Gene: CNOT8
Product: CCR4-NOT transcription complex, subunit 8
Exons: 6
Coding region: 68-946 (292 amino acids)
Cellular component (GO): CCR4-NOT core complex; P-body; CCR4-NOT complex
Molecular function (GO): poly(A)-specific ribonuclease activity; nucleic acid binding
Source: RefSeq, a predicted model, not a curated record